Molecule: messenger RNA, 1837 nt
Organism: Ipomoea nil (Japanese morning glory)
Lineage: Eukaryota; Viridiplantae; Streptophyta; Magnoliopsida; Solanales; Convolvulaceae
Exons: 6
Coding region: 272-1078 (268 amino acids)
Source: RefSeq, a predicted model, not a curated record
AUGGUCACACCAUUAGGCUUCUUUGGAGGUGGAUGUUAGAAACGCACACAUCCCACAUCGGCCGUUGAGCUCUAACUAUUUACCUAUCCGAUUCCCACAUCGGAUGGUGUGGAAAAACACACCAUUAGCCUUCUUUAUUUAGGCGACAGUUUGGGGCGUGGAAGAUUUGGGCAUUUGACGCAGCACGUUUUGGCAUUUGACGCAGGACGCAGCGACGUGCAUUUGACGCGGCGACGUUUUUGGCCCCGGCCUCUUUGUUCACCGCCGGAUAAUGGCAGACUUAGAGCAGAUGCAGGAAUUACAUAUGUCUGCCAUUAGGCUGAAAGAUGAGAUGAUUGCCAAGCAAUUAGCAAGCAAACAAGAUUUGAGGGAGGCAAUUAGUGUCAUUGCUAAUGCUAUGAAGUCCCUGAGACAAAUUUAUAAGGAGGCAAAGAUCACUACGAAAUGCAAUGAAAUUUCAAAUAAGUUUCAGAUACAGAAGUUUCAACCUACUGAGCAUGUUGGUUUUCUAUCUACUGAGGCUACUGAGACAGAAAUUAGGAGUAAACUCCGGCACUUAAGGGAAUUGUAUGUUAAGAAAGAUAGGUACUUGGUAGAACUCUACUUCGAGCUUGAAAAGCUUGAGGCCGAGGUUGGUAUUUUGUUUGGAUCUCUCGCCUCCUUGAGAGAUGCUAUGUCCCAAAUAUUCGCAGAAGUUGGCGUCCUUCCAGUAGCGUCAUCCUUCCAGCAGCGUCAUCCUUCCAGCAGCGUCGUUCUUCCAGCAGAGGGCGUUCUUCCAGCAGAGGGCGUUCUUCCAGCAGAGGGCGUUCUUCCAGCAGAGGGCGUCUACGUUACUCCUUCUAGCAGAGGGCGUCGCCCAAGACGCACUAAACCUUCCAGCAGCCCUCAACUCCUUCAAAUUUUCAGCAGCGGCCGUGGCCUCCGACCUUUCAGCAGCGGCCGUGGCCCUCGACUUUCCAGCAGCGGCCGUGGCCCUCGACCUUCCAGCAGCGGCCGUGGCCCUCGACCUUCCAGCAGCGGCCGUGGCCUUGACCCUCCAGCAGCGGCAGCGGCCCUCGACCCUUCAGCAGCGAAUUAAAAACAUGAUCAAUUUGGCUGGGGUGCUUUUUUGGUUAUUUCUUGUUGUUUUUCUGUGAAGGACUAUCUUCUUAAUGCUUUAGGUUCCAAACCUUGUAGGUUUGGGAUAUACUUGGUACAGUGAAGAGAUGUUGGUAAAGAAGUUUUAGGUAUGGAUUUUAAAAAGAGAAUAUACCCUACCAAGUUAAGCUCAAUGACCGUAAAUUCAAGUAGUCCAUUGACAACUUCCGCUGGCAUAGUAUCACAACCUUGUGCAGGUUCUGCUCGAUUGGAGUUGAGCAAUGGCGAUAGUUUGUAUGCAAAGCUGGUGGUUGGAGCUGAUGGGUCAAAAUCACGUGUUAGGGAGUUAGCGGGAAUUGAGACAACCGGAUGGAAAUAUUCCCAGAGUGCAAUCAUAUGUACAGUAGAACAUGCAGAGAAGAACCACAGAGAUUUUUACCUAAUGGUUUUUGUGUUGAAGAAAUACGAAUCCGAGAGAAACCUGCAAACAUUGCAAUAAUGGCCGUUCUCGAUGGUUUCCAUAAGGCAUAUUCUGUUCAUUUCAUGCCUGUGAAUCAACUGCGGGCUGCUGCAUUCCAGGCAGCGCACUAUAUAUCGCCACUAAAACGAAAUAUCAUCUCUUUUGCUUCAGGUGAACACAUGAUUCCACUGUUCACAUGAUCUGUAUGGUAGAUUUUAGAGAUAUUUUGUGGUAUGCGAAUUGUGGAAUUUGGUUUAAGUUACUGCCCACUAGAGAAGGUCUUUGCACAAUCAUUCCUAA